Molecule: messenger RNA, 1346 nt
Organism: Neodiprion fabricii
Lineage: Eukaryota; Metazoa; Arthropoda; Insecta; Hymenoptera; Diprionidae
Product: tRNA:m(4)X modification enzyme TRM13 homolog
Exons: 6
Coding region: 42-1319 (425 amino acids)
Biological process (GO): tRNA methylation
Source: RefSeq, a predicted model, not a curated record
AAAUUAUUAAUAAUAAUAAUAGGUUAUAAAGCGCCGCAAAUAUGUCGAGCCCGAGUUUGUCGACCUGUCGGUAUUUCGUGAAACGAAAAAAACGCUACUGCAGAAUGACCGUCAAACAAGGCAGCAAUUAUUGUGGCGAGCAUCUUCCGCAGGAGCUUGAAUCUCCCUCGGAAUCACGCAUUGGUACCGAAGAUGUCAAAGCGAGUCGUAAGAGGGUAGCGUGUCCGUUGGAUCCGACUCACACUUGUUAUGCAACCAAACUUGUCAAGCAUCUUAAAGUUUGCAACGUCAAACAGCUGAGGGAUGCGCAGCCUGACUACAUCGUCAAAGGCAUUAAUUGCGGGGAAACUAGUAUCGAGUCCUUGCCUCACGUUCCACUAUCGCAACUCGACAAUUCCACCUUGGAUAGAGUUUUGCAAAAAAUCGAUGUUGCUUAUGAAUCUAUACCGCACGUUCCAGAAAUAAUACUCGCUCAUUCGGUCCUCAAAGAUGAAUUGAGCAAUGAUACCUAUGGCAAAGAUGUUAGAAAACAUCUGCUUCAGAAUGCUUCUUUAAUCGCUCAUCUGCAAAGAGCUGAUCUGGUUCGCGACAAUACAUGUUUCAUCGAAUUUGGAGCAGGAAAAGGCAAACUAACGUACUGGCUAGCACAAGCAAUUAAGGAGCAAAAAAGUUCCGCCGUCAUGUUAGUCGAUCGUUCCAGCCAUAGACACAAAAGCGACAACAAAUUAAAGAACGAGACAAUCUCUCUAGAUAUUAUACGUGUCAGAGCAGACAUUGCAGAUCUUGCCUUGAACUCUGUCAAGGAAAUAGAGCACUUCAAAAACAAAGUUGGUAUAGCCAAGCACCUCUGCGGAGCUGCCACCGAUUUGACAAUGCGCUGUUUAGUUCAAGCGAUGCGUGGCGAAGCUGAAUUCUAUGUGGCCGGUAUGGUGGUCGCGUUCUGCUGUCAUCACAGAUGCGAAUAUACGCCAUAUGUGGGUAAAGAUUACUUGGAGAAAACAUGUGGCUUUAGGCCAUCGGAGUUUUCGAUACUCUGCAGUAUAGCUAGCUGGGCAACAUGCGGCUCGGGAAAAAGUAGGAGUGCCAAAAGUACAGAGAACGAUAAUGGGAGCGUAGGCGAUCAGAAUGGUUCGGAUUCGGUUAGCCCACUUCAAAAACGUGAAUCUAUCGGUAGGAAGGUGAAGGCCUUACUGAAUUGGGGUCGCGUCGAGUACCUCAAGAACGCCGGCUUCGAUUGUCAGUUGAUAAAUUAUACCUCUACUGAUGUUUCUCUAGAAAAUAUGUGCAUCGUCUCGUCAAGAAAAUCUGCAACAGCAUGAUAAACCUUUACAACCGUUUUAUCCGUU